AUACGCACCGUGAGAUGGGACGGCGGUUUGGAGAGCUGCUGCCAGCGGUUCUGGUCUCGCUGUUAUUCUGCGUCUGCGAGCGGGUCUCUGCGGCAAACUUCGAGCUCACACUGCUACACACCAACGAUGUUCAUGCGCGGGUGGAGGAAACCAGUACCGACUCCGGCAAAUGCACGAAAGGACAGUGCUUUGCCGGAGUGGCGAGGAGGAUGACGAAAAUUAAGGAGAUCCGGCGUCUAGAGCCGAAUGUGCUGCUGUUGGAUGCGGGAGACCAGUUUCAGGGCACAGUUUGGUUCAACUACUACAAGGGUGCUGAAGCCGCAUACUUCAUGAACAAGCUCGGAUAUGACGCAAUGGCUUUGGGAAACCAUGAGUUUGACAACGGAGUGGAGGGUCUGCUCAGGCCUUUCCUGCAGGACGUGAACUGCACAGUCCUCAGCGCCAACAUCAAGGCCGACCAGACGCUGGCACCAAAGAUAGCGGGCUAUUUUUCGCCCUAUAAGAUUCUGGAUGUAAAGUCUGAGAGGGUGGCCGUGGUGGGCUACACAUCAAGGGAAACCCCAGCACUUUCAUUGCCAGGUCCUCACUUGACCUUUGAGGAUGAGGUCCAAGCCCUGCAGCUCCAGGUAGACAAGCUGACCACCUUGGGCAUUAAUAAGGUCAUUGCCCUCGGCCACUCCGGCUUCGCUGUGGACCAGGAAAUUGCCAGGAAAGUGAAGGGGGUAGAUGUGGUUAUAGGAGGACACACCAACACAUUCCUGUACAAUGGGACAUCACCAUCUAAAGAGAUCCCCGCGGGGCCGUACCCGUUCAUGGUGCAGUCAGACGAUGGUCGCAAAAUCCCUGUCGUCCAGGCCUACGCUUUUGGGAAGUACCUGGGCUACCUGAAGGUGACCUUUGACGAGGCAGGCCACGUGGUUCAGGCAGCAGGGAACCCGAUCCUUCUGGAUAGCAGCAUAGAAGAAGACCCAGAUGUGCGUGCUGACGUGGAGGAGUGGAAGAAGAGUCUGGCGAAUUACUCCUCCCAGUACGUGGGGAAGACCCUGGUGUACCUGAACGGCACCUUCGAGGAGUGCCGCUACCGCGAGUGCAACCUGGGGAACCUCAUCUGCGACGCCAUGAUUCACCACAACAUCAAGUACGCGGACGAGGCCCAGUGGAAUCACGUCAGCUCCUGCAUCCUGAACGGCGGCGCUAUCCGGUCGGCCAUCGACGAGCGCAGCCGGAAUGGUUCCAUCACCAUGGAGGACCUGAUAGCCGUCCUGCCGUUUGGGGGCACGUAUGACUUGGUGCAGCUGAAGGGGUCAACACUGAAAAGGGCCUUUGAACAUUCGGUGAAAAGAUACGGAGGAGGAACCGGGGAGUUCCUUCAAGUGUCAGGGAUUCAGGUGGAGCUGGACGUGUCCCAGCCCGUGGGUCAGCGGGUGACACAUAUCAGCCUGCUCUGCACUCAGUGCCGGGUACCCCACUACGAGCCGCUGGACCCCAACAGGAUCUACAAGCUGGUGCUGCCAUCAUACCUGGUGGACGGGGGCGACGGGUUCUCCAUGAUCCGGGAUGAGAAGCUGAAGCAUGACAGCGGGGACCUGGACAUCGCGGUGGUAGCCAACUACAUCUCCGAGAUGAAGCGGGUCCACCCAGUCGUGGAGGGCCGCAUCCGGUUCGCCAGCUCGGCGCGGGUGAGCGCCGGCCACGUCAACCCGCCCCUCCUGCUGCUGCUCGUCCUGGGAUUGGUCUCGGCCCUGUCCGUCAGCCUGUGAGAGCCGACCGUCACUCCGGCCCGCUGCGGGUCCUGGCAGCUGCCGACGUUCCAUCAUCAGCCAAUUCAGAACAAGCCGCUCAGGUUGCCCUGUGACGCUCUCAAGACAGGACAUUGUUGCCGAUGUAACAGAAAGGACUAUUUAUAAUACGGUGCGACAGCAACAAGAACAGAGCACUCUGCCACUUACAGGUACUGAAGUUCAACCCUCAACAAUCUGCUGGCACACCUGGCCCAGGUGUGGGAGGGACUGCACUGCCGCAGGUGAUCCGUGUUCCGAGGACACCUGGGCAGGGCUGGUAAUCUUUCUGCAUGGCACUGCACCCACAUAGCCGGGCACAGGUAGGCUUGAGUGUGGCCAGACAGCACAUGGCAUUAGUACUAGGUUAUGUCCUGAGUCAGGGCAAAACUCUGUACCAACUCAAACACGCGAAGUACGACACACCAUAUUUUUUUUAAUCCAGUCCACUAACACAAACCAACGGGACUGUUACCUCAUUGACUGCUGCCAAUCAUAGAGCCAAUAAAAGCAUUCCUCCAUAACCGAUAUCAUCAACAACAAAGUUCACUGCAAGGCUGUGUGAUUUAACAGCCUCAUGAGAGCUAAAUAUUAUCAAAUGACUGUCAGACAGGAUUAACAAUGACAAAGCAGGCAGCACAGG
Molecule: messenger RNA, 2421 nt
Organism: Megalops cyprinoides (Indo-Pacific tarpon)
Lineage: Eukaryota; Metazoa; Chordata; Actinopteri; Elopiformes; Megalopidae
Product: snake venom 5'-nucleotidase-like
Exons: 9
Coding region: 15-1760 (581 amino acids)
Biological process (GO): AMP catabolic process
Cellular component (GO): plasma membrane
Molecular function (GO): 5'-nucleotidase activity; nucleotide binding; metal ion binding
Source: RefSeq, a predicted model, not a curated record